AUGUGCUGUGAUGCGAUGCUGAGGCGACCAUUCGCUCUUCCGUGCCCCAUGGAUCGAGCAAAUCCAUCGCUUCUCAUUCGUCGCAUAUCUAAUCGGACGAAGAAUGCCGGAGCCUGUACUGAAAAUGUGCCUGUUCCUGCGUUUAGGGCUCAUGCUGAUGCACCUUGUGUGGGGUGA
Molecule: messenger RNA, 177 nt
Organism: Colletotrichum truncatum
Lineage: Eukaryota; Fungi; Ascomycota; Sordariomycetes; Glomerellales; Glomerellaceae
Source: RefSeq, a predicted model, not a curated record